AUGACCUCGAAGACCCCCGAGGCAAUAGGAUACACCAGAUACAUAUUACCGACCUGGGACCCUACCACCUUCGACCCUUUUCAGAUGUCGACCAGUGGAAGAGUCCCCUAUGGAAGGGGGAUAUACUCACUCCCCCUAGGCGAGGAAGCUCCACCACCAUCAUACCCCUCAGCGGCCUGGAGAGCACAGGAGGAGAUGCUGGCCCAGGCCAGGUACGAGACCAAGCAGGAGAGGUGGAGAGCCCAGGCGGAACCACCGAAGAAGCCCCAAGAAAAACCGCAGGACCAGCCCCAGAAACCGCCCCAGGAGAAACCCCCCCACAAGCCCCUGACGACACCCCUCCUAGACGACGACGAGGUCGACCCCUGCGACGCCCCCCUACCGCACGCGACAACCCCCUCGACCAACUCCCCAUCGCCACUCGACUCAGACGACGACUUUGAGACGGCCCCCCAGACUCCCAACCGCUCCCUUAAAGACCUCAUCAGCACCCCCGCCCUACUUCCCCUGCAGAUUCGACCAACAGCCUCCACCCGACGCCCAACAACCACACCCCCAACACCCAUGACCACCCAGAGUUCCACACCCACUCCCAUCCAGACCUCGCCUACCCAACGCCGCAGCCCUCUCCCCCCAAGACCUGUCCUCGUCCUACCCCAUUCCCCACGCCGAUCCUCACCUGCCCCGGCCCUGAUGUCCCUCCGCAUCCCUUAG
This is a messenger RNA of Fopius arisanus, 714 nucleotides long. RefSeq names its product extensin-like. The transcript has a single exon. Lineage: Eukaryota; Metazoa; Arthropoda; Insecta; Hymenoptera; Braconidae. The record is from RefSeq and is a predicted model, not a curated record. Bases 1 to 714 code for a protein of 237 amino acids.